Plodia interpunctella (Indianmeal moth) is the source of this 2142-nucleotide messenger RNA. RefSeq names its product Signal recognition particle 68 (gene Srp68). Gene Ontology annotation, biological process: SRP-dependent cotranslational protein targeting to membrane. The transcript is spliced from 6 exons. The record is from RefSeq and is a predicted model, not a curated record. Bases 201 to 1997 code for a protein of 598 amino acids. Gene Ontology annotation, molecular function: 7S RNA binding; endoplasmic reticulum signal sequence receptor activity; signal recognition particle binding. Gene Ontology annotation, cellular component: signal recognition particle, endoplasmic reticulum targeting. Lineage: Eukaryota; Metazoa; Arthropoda; Insecta; Lepidoptera; Pyralidae.
GUGACAGUCAGUGGUGACAGCUGGCUGAUCACGUCUACUGUACACUGGUGGGUUGGAGUGGAUUUAUUUUCUUGGGAAAUUCUGUUCUGCUUUAAGGGUCGCUUACUCAGUCAUUCAUCUAAAUAAAUUAAAUUAUCGAGUUAAUUCGUAAAAGAAUUUACGUGAAUUUAUUUAAGUGAGAAGAAGAGAAAAUCAACGCUAUGGUCGUAUUAGAAGGAGAAGCUGGAGAUGCAAAACCUAUCGCCCCUGAAGAAGCAGAAAAAGAAGAUUCCAAACCCCCAGUUCUUCUGAGUUUAGAAAUUUUCCGUCUGACAAAGGAUGCACAGCAACAACAUGGUCUCCGGCAUGGAGACUACCAGAGGUACAGAGGAUACUGCUCAAGGCGUUUAAGACGUCUCCGGAAAGUACUUAAGAUUCCACAGGGUGACAGACGGCACUACCGCCGGCGUGACGUGACGGCGUCCCACCUGCUGUCAGCGGGCGGCGAGAGCCGGCUGCUGUGCGUGCCGCUGCUGCAGGCCGAGCGGGCCUGGGCGCACGCCAUGCAGCUGCGGCAGGAGGCCAACACCGAGCCCCGCAAGAAGUUCCAUCUUGUCUCACGACUCAAGAAGGCCUACUCCCAUGCACAGACCUUGUUGCAACUGUGUGAAGAGAGUGGUGCAUGCGACGCGCGAACCCUGCUUGAAGCAGGCGCAUACGCUGCUUGGCUGAGCGGGAUACUGCUGGUGGAGCUCCAGCAGUGGCGUGUGGCCGCUGAAGCGCUGCAGCGCGCUCAGCUCGUGCUGGACAAGCUCUGCGCAGCCCUGCCCGAGGACGAGCGGAUUGUCUACAAGCAAAAGGUGGAAGAACUGAAGCCAAGCUUGCGUUACUGCGCGUACAACAUAGGCGACGAGUCUGCUGCAGGCGACCUGGUGGCCAUGCGUGGACAGGGACUCAUAGAUAACCUGGACUCACUCAUGGCGCAGGCCAAGGAAUCUCGUUCGGGCGUAAUGCACGAGGUGGAGUGGCGCGGGCGCCGCGUGACCGUGCGCCCGGAGAAGGCGAGGCUGUUCCUCAUCGCGCUCCAGGACCUCGACCGCUCCGUGGCCGGCGCCGGCUCCGUGCAGGCCAAGAUCGAUGUCCUCGAGAACAUUCUCAUGGACUGCAAGGACGCCAUCUCCGCUAUCAAGGACGAGAUCAAGAACGACCCCAAGCUGAAGUCCGCGUCCGAAACACAAAUGUCCGGCAUCAACUACUUACUCUCCUAUAUGAUGUAUCUGCGUCUCAUUCGCACCAUCGAAAGGAACAAUCUACUGGUGGAACAGGCAGAGCAGGCGCGCAAGAACAAUAUUCAAAUCGACGGCAAGAAAGUCCGACCCCACGAUCUGACGAGACUUUACGAGAUCAUCCUCCAGAACUUCACUGAGCUUCAGCAACUGCCCGGAUUCGAAAACGAUGCUAAAUACCAGCAGGAGAUCGAGCAGCAAAUGAAGGCAUAUAGAGCAUUCCGCUGUUUCUACAUAGCGCAGGUUCUCACCGGCUUGAGGCGGUUCAGAGAAGCCCUGGCGAUGCUGGAGAGGUGUAACACCUACACGGCGGAGUCGCUAGCGAGCAAGCUAGGUGACAAGUUGCUGGUAGAAAAGUUACAGACUUUAAAGAAAGAUAUCGAAAGCUGCAAAUUUGAAGUUCACGCGGAUUCUGUUCUAGAAGAUGAAGAUGACGAUGAGGAGAAUAAAUAUACUAGUGGGAAGCCUCACAAGGACAAAAAGCCAUUGGUGGAUCGUCUGGACGAGUACCGCGAGGAUACUCAGGUACUUACUAAAAACCCGAACAUUUACAAGAUGCCCCCGCCGAUGGAGGCGAUACCCUGCAAACCUCUCUUCUUCGAUUUGGCGUGCAAUUUCAUAGAGUUCCCGAACUUGGAUGAUAAGACGGGGGCCGCUGAUGGCAAGAAGCAAGGCGCUGGCCUUACUGGGCUGGUCAAAGGGUUCCUGGGGUGGGGGAAAAGCGACAAGUAAAUAUUUACAUUGGGUUUUAAGACUGUAUUUAAGUCUUAACUAUUCAUGAAAUAACAAGUUAUUACGUAAAAAAUUAUAUUUGACUUUUGUUGCAGUCUUAAUCCAGAAUAUAUUAUGGUGUAUUAUAAACAGAUUUUGUUUUCGA